GAAGUCAUUAGAGACGCGUUAUUGUGGUCUAUUUAUGUUUUGAUGCUUCGUGCCUUGUGCCGUUCAGCCAGGAGACAAUGCAGGUUAUCCUCCUCAGAUGCACCCAACAAGGUCCUCCCUCACCCGCGGCUAGAUUAUCGUAACAUUGCUGAAAAUAUUGUCUACAAGACAACCAACGCUCAGAACCGGAAGGCCCCCAUUCCUCACGACGCCAUCCAGUCUGUCGCACGGGCAUAUACAGAGUUCAAGACAAUAUCUUCCGCUCUCAACUCGCAGCGCAAUGCGAGAUCAGUGGUUGGAGAACGAAUUCGACAGUCCGCAAAGGCCAACGACGCGGCUGCUAAAGAAGUUGCCAUGGCGGAGGCGCUGGGCAUAAAAGAAGAGAUUUCUCGACUAGAAGCGGCUCUUGCCUCUGUCGAAGAAACAUUGCUUUCCCUCGCCCUCGCUGUUCCCAACGACACCCAUCCUUCCUCUCCUCUCGGCCCAGAAUCAGCUGCUGUCGAACUAUCGACACACGGCCCCGCCCCAAUUCCUGCCACAACCUCACGCGAUCACGUCGCCAUUGGGAAACAACUGGGACUAUUAGAUCUUGACAGUGGCGCUACGGUCGCUGGCAACUCAUGGUACUAUCUCACCAACGAGGGUGCGUUACUCGAGAUGGCCCUCGUUAACUACGCACUUUCUGUCGCAAUCAGACAUGGCUUCAAACCUGUCCUGACGCCAGACGUUGUCCGCUCCGAAAUUGCUCGAAGCUGUGGCUUUCAGCCGCGCGACACCUCCGAGCUAUCCCAAGAAUACCAUCUUUCUGGGACUUCGCAGGACCUAGUCCUGUGCGCGACAGCCGAAAUUCCUUUAGCUGGCAUGUUCGCCAACAAAAUCUAUCAGGACUCUGAAUUGCCCGCGAAAGUCGUUGGUAUUGGCCAUGCGUUCCGCUCUGAAGCUGGCGCUCGUGGAAAAGACACGCACGGUUUGUAUCGUGUGCACCAGUUCACCAAGGUCGAGCUUUUUGCUGUAACGACGCAAGAGCAGAGCGAGAAAAUGAUGGAGGACAUGCAAAACCUUCAGAUAUCGAUUCUCAGCGGGCUUGGACUAGCCUUCAGAGUUCUUGACAUGCCGACGGAGGAACUCGGCGCCAGUGCCUAUCGAAAAUACGACAUGGAGGCCUGGAUGCCUGGUCGAGGCUCCUGGGGAGAAGUCUCCUCGCUCUCAAAUUGCACCGACUUCCAAGCUCGACGGUUACACGUUCGGUACCGCGGGCCCGUCCAGCCUAAUCAUCCUUCCCUAACAACCUUCGCCCACACUCUCAAUGGCACUGCGGCAGCCAUUCCUCGCUUAAUUGUUGCUUUACUAGAGAACGGGGCUGUCUUUGAUGAGGAGGGGAAACUAACGGGAAUUCGCUUGCCCGAUGUGCUGCGACCAUUCUGGAUAGGCUCAAAUGAGGGAGGCUUUGUUCACUGGCACUAG
Molecule: messenger RNA, 1464 nt
Organism: Mycena indigotica
Lineage: Eukaryota; Fungi; Basidiomycota; Agaricomycetes; Agaricales; Mycenaceae
Product: AA-TRNA-LIGASE-II domain-containing protein
Exons: 3
Coding region: 43-1464 (473 amino acids)
Biological process (GO): mitochondrial seryl-tRNA aminoacylation
Cellular component (GO): mitochondrion
Molecular function (GO): tRNA binding; serine-tRNA ligase activity; ATP binding
Source: RefSeq, a predicted model, not a curated record